AUGGUUCGAGACUCCCCAUUUCUUAGCCCCACUCCAGCCCCAAGCUUUUCAGCCCACCAGCCCCAGCCCAGCCACCAGCUCCAGCCCCCUGUUCCCACCCCAGCCCCACCCUGUUCCCCACCCCACCAGCCCUUCACCCUGUUCCACCCCUGUUCCCAGCCUCCACCCCAGCCUGUUCCCACCCUGUUCAGCUCCCAGCCAGCUCCCCAGCUCCACCCCCACCCCACCUGUUCCCCCAGCUCACCCCUGCCUCCUGCACCUGUUCCCACCCCACCCCCAGCCUGUGCCCAGCCCCACCUGUUCCCACCUGUUCCACCAGCCCUGUUCCUGUUCCACCCAGCCCCUGUUCCAGCUCCACCCUGUCUCCAGCUCCCUGUCUCAGCCCUGUUCACCCCUGCUCCCAGCCCUGUUCCCAGUCUCCCAGCCCACCCCUGUUCCCACCCCAGCCUCACCCCACCACCUGCUCCUGCCCCUGUUCCCAGCCCCCACCUCCUGUUCCACUCCCACUCCCCAGCUCACCCCAGCCUCAGCCUCCCCCCCUGUUCAGCCCCAGCUCCCAGCCUCACUCCCAGCCUCCACCUCAGCCCCACCUGUUCCCAGCCUCCACCUUCAGCCCACUCCCAGCCCACCCCUGUUCACUCCAGCCUCCCAGCCUUCUGUUCACCACCCCACUCCCCACCACCCCACCUCCCAGCCCACCAGCUCCCCACCCCACCCCAGCCCCACCACCUGUCUGUUCUGUACCCCACCCCACCCCACCUGUUCAGCUCCCACCCCACCCACCCCAGCCCACCUCUGUUCACCCCACUGCAUCCUGUUCCACCCUGCCCCUGUUCACCACCUGUUCCCAGCCCCACCCCACCCACCUGUUCCUGUUCCACCCUGUUCCAGCCCCUGUUCUGUUCCACCCAGCCCUGUCCCCUGUUCCCACCCCCACCUGUUCACCCCUGUUCCACCUGUUCCCACCCUGUUCCACCUGUUCACCCCUGUUCCCACCCCACCCCACCACCCCAGCCCCACCCCCCAGCCCCUGUUCCAGCCCAGUUCCACCUCCCUGUCUGUUCCUGUUCCCACCCCUGUUCACCCACCCCAGCCCUGUUCCCACUCCCACCUCCUGUUCCCAGCCCACCUCAGCCCCACCACUCCCACUCCCAGCCCCACUCCCAGCUCCUGUUCCCCACCCAGCCUUCAGCCCCUGUUCUGUUCCCACCCCAGCCCCCAGCCCCCAGCCCACCCCUGUUCAGCCCCACCCCAGCCCCAGCCUGUUCCCCAGCUCCACCCUGUUCCCACCCCCUGUUCCCAGCCCCACCCACCCCCAGCCUCAGCCUCACCUCACCACCCAGCCCCACUCCACCUCCCACCAGCUCCCACCCCCUGUUCAGCCCCCUGUUCCAGCUCCCAGUUCACCCCAGCCCAGCUCCCCAGCUCAGCCCCACCCCAGCCCCUGUUCCCACCCCAGCCUGUUCCCAGCCCCACCAGCCUGUUAGCCCCCCAGCCCCAGCUCCAGCUCCCCAGUUUGUUCCCUCACUCCUGUUCCUCAGCCCUCAGCCCACCAGCUUCAGUUUUAGCUUAGCUCCUGUUUAG
Armigeres subalbatus is the source of this 1584-nucleotide messenger RNA. RefSeq lists its product as uncharacterized. Bases 1 to 1584 code for a protein of 527 amino acids. NCBI's taxonomy places the organism in Eukaryota, Metazoa, Arthropoda, Insecta, Diptera, Culicidae. The transcript has 2 exons. The record is from RefSeq and is a predicted model, not a curated record.